GCGGAGAACGCUCGCGUGACCCUCGCGGCUUUCCCGCGCUGCGCCGCCGCUUCCUUCUCCUCAGACUGCCGUCAGCCUGCGCGCCGGCUCCGUUAUGGCGAACCUCAGCCCCAGUGUCGUGAUUAGUGAUGAUGAACCUGGUUAUGACCUAGAUUUAUUUUGUAUACCUAAUCAUUAUGCUGAGGAUUUGGAAAAGGUGUUUAUUCCUCACGGAGUAAUUAUGGACAGGACUGAACGGCUUGCUCGAGAUGUGAUGAAGGAGAUGGGAGGCCAUCACAUUGUAGCACUCUGUGUGCUCAAGGGGGGCUAUAAAUUCUUUGCUGACCUGCUGGAUUAUAUCAAAGCAUUGAACAGAAAUAGUGAUAGAUCCAUUCCUAUGACUGUAGAUUUUAUCAGACUGAAGAGCUACUGUAAUGACCAGUCAACAGGGGACAUAAAAGUGAUUGGUGGAGAUGAUCUCUCAACUUUAACUGGAAAGAAUGUCUUGAUUGUUGAAGAUAUAAUUGACACUGGCAAAACAAUGCAAACCUUGCUUUCCUUGGUCAAGGAGUAUAAUCCAAAGAUGGUCAAGGUCGCAAGCUUGCUGGUGAAAAGGACCCCUCGAAGUGUUGGUUAUAGACCAGACUUUGUUGGAUUUGAAAUUCCGGACAAGUUUGUUGUAGGAUAUGCCCUUGACUAUAAUGAAUACUUCAGGGAUUUGAAUCAUGUUUGUGUCAUUAGCGAAACUGGAAAAGAAAAAUAUAAAGCCUACGAUGAGAAUUCAAGUUGAGUUUGGAAACAUCUGGAGUCUCAUUGAAAUCACCAGUAAAAUUAUCAGAUGUUCUAGUUCUGUGGCCAGCCGCUUAGUAGAGCGUAUUGCAUGUAUCUUCUAAAAAUUUUAUCUGUUUUAUUUCAGAGAUGUUAGUUGCUGCAUUCCUGAACUCUUUAUUUGCACUAUGAGCCUGUAGACUAUCAGUUCCCUUUGGGUGGAUUGUUGUUUGACUUGUGAAUGAAAAAUCUCUUAAGCCACACCACUAUUGAAUGAAAAUAUUGAAAUUGUAUCUGUAAGAAACAUUUAAAGAGAAGAUAUAUUAGUUUUUUAAUUGGUAUUUUAAUUUUUUUAUAUUCAGGAAAGAACAGAAGUGAUUGAAUAUUGUUUAUUAUACCACUGUGUGUUUAGAAAAGUAAAGAAGCAGUUUUCGUUUCAAUGACAGCAUCCAGGAGGUAUUGUUAUGUCGGAUAAACCGUAUGUCCUGGAAUUAUUUUAGUAGUGUUUCAGUAGUAGUAACUAUAUUUUCCCACUUGUUCAGAUAAUUGCUGGUGAAUCUUUGUCAACGGUUCCUUUUAAAUACAAGUCAAUGAAUUCCAAAAAAACUUCACCACUUUUUGAAUUCUUCGAUGUAAAAAUCCUUAAAAUAAAGGCUCUCUCUUUAAAAGAAACUAUGCAUACCUAUCAUUUCUC
Molecule: messenger RNA, 1441 nt
Organism: Diceros bicornis minor
Lineage: Eukaryota; Metazoa; Chordata; Mammalia; Perissodactyla; Rhinocerotidae
Gene: HPRT1
Product: hypoxanthine phosphoribosyltransferase 1
Exons: 9
Coding region: 95-769 (224 amino acids)
Biological process (GO): purine ribonucleoside salvage; hypoxanthine metabolic process; guanine salvage
Molecular function (GO): magnesium ion binding; hypoxanthine phosphoribosyltransferase activity
Source: RefSeq, a predicted model, not a curated record